Saprolegnia diclina VS20 is the source of this 3627-nucleotide messenger RNA. RefSeq lists its product as hypothetical. The record is from RefSeq and is a predicted model, not a curated record. The transcript has 19 exons. Gene Ontology annotation, molecular function: protein binding. Lineage: Eukaryota; Oomycota; Saprolegniomycetes; Saprolegniales; Saprolegniaceae. Bases 1 to 3627 code for a protein of 1208 amino acids.
AUGCGAGCAGCGCUCUUCCUCCCGAGCGCCAAUUGGUACUGCUCCCAGCUCUGUGCAUGGGGCGUCCCCCGCGAUGGGUCCGGAAGCGUCUACUUUGCCUACGGCUGCAAGUCCCAUGUCGCGAUCUACGAGAUGCUCCUGACGGAUGAGAACACCCUUGGUGAGCCCCGGUUCUACGCAGACGUGCCCCGCGGGAAGCACGACAAGCGGGUGACGUCGGUCGUCUUCCUCCAUGGCGCCGACGAAGAGCUCCUCUUGGCAUGCGCGGGAGAAGAAGGCUCGAUCCAACUUUGGGACGUUGCCAAGCGGGAGAUGGUCGACCGCCAGCGAAAGCACAAGACCGAGAUCAUGGCCAUCGCAAGCGCCGAGGAUCACACGAUCGUUGCAGGCGACCGCAACGGCGUCUUGAGUGUUUGGCGUCGCGACACAGGCAUCUCGACGCUGGCCACGCCGAUCGCUGGGGACUGCAUCUACUGCCUGCACGUCGCCGGUGGAAUGGUGGCUAUUGGCUAUCGGAGUGGCAAAGUGAUCCUCUGGGAUGUGCACCAAGGCGCCAUCACGACGCGCCUCAAAGGCCAUGACGAGGAAGUCCACGCGGUCUCGUGGUUUACAGCGGCCAAUGACAAGCUCUUGCUCGCAACGUCGUCGCGCGACAAGAAGCUGUGCGUCUAUGACGGCGACAAUCUCAUCAUGGAGAGUCAACUGCCCAAGCCAAAGAAAGCUAUGAGUGCGCACCAGCUCGGACGUCUCUGGUUCACGCACGCGUGGAUGCCUUGUGCGGAUGCCGAUGCAGUGCGUCUCGUGACGAGCUCGUACAACGGCGAGCUCUACAGUUGGGAGUGGUCUCUCUCAAAGAAGCGCCCAAAGCUCAGCGUGGCCCCGACGAUUGUCAAGCAAGGCCACACUCGACCUAUUUUCAACAUUGCGGCGCUCUCGCUCAGCACUGCGAGCACGUACGUCGUCACGGUUUCGAUGGACCGCGACGUGCGAGUGCUCCAUGCGCCAUCGAUGACAUCGCACAGCAAGCUCGCAGGUCUCGGUGGCCAUGUCUAUACGCUUCAGUUCAACGCCAGCGGUGUCUUGGCCGCGGGCAUUGGCGACAACACGAUUCGCUUGGUCCGCGAUGUGCAUUCGCCGCAAACGACGUGCGACCUUGUAUGGAAAGGCCUCCAGAGCAAGGUCACGGCGUUGGCGUGGCAUCCCAUGAGCCCCACAAUGCUUGCGUAUGGCUGUGAAGACGGCGCUGUUGGCUACUAUGACACUGCCUCGCACCAGCACAUCCGUUUCAAGGCAUACCAAAAGGGCAUGAUUCACCAGGUGGCUUGGCGCGCUCCGCCGACGACAGACGGCGCACCGGUGCAAGAUUGGCUGGCAGCGCUCGAUGCGGUCGAACACGGCGAGCGUGACGUGAUGGAGACAACGGUCGCGAGCCAUUCGAGCUCGGCACUUCAGCUUUGGAUUUGCGCUGGCGACGGGACGCUCACAGUCGCCAAUCCUGAGACGCCCGAUGCGCCGAUGAAGGCUGUGAACAAGCGCUGGGGCGUUCACAACGUUACGAGCUUUGCGUGGCAGCCAAACGCGGUCACUUGCGCUGUUGGGACCAAGGACGGCAUCGUACAUCUCGUCGUUGACGAUGACAAAGCGCAUCAGUACAUGGACCACACCAAAGCCGUGUCGUGCGUUGAUUGGCGCGGGUCUACGCUCGUGACGGCGUCCUACGAUGGCUCGGUGUGUGUGUACGACUUUACGGGUGAGCGUCCCCAGGGGCCGGCGCGUGUCUUCAAAGGGCACGCGACGGGCGUCACGUGCAUUGCAUGGUCUCCGUCAGCAGAGUUCUUGGCGUCGGCGUCGAUGGAUGGCACCGUGCAAGUGUGGCCACAAGGCGACGACCGCGGCUUCAACUUUCGGGGACAUACGGGUCGCGUCUUGACAGUCGCGUGGGUCGAUGACAAGACACUUGUGAGUGCUGGCGAAGACCAGUCGAUCCGCGCAUGGGCGUACACUGACCAAACAUGUACACUUCCGCCCAAGGGCAAAGAAGACCCGGCCCCUGCUCCUGCUUCCCUCGUAACAAGCAAAAAGUCGGUCCCCAAGCAACCCAAGGCACCGGCCGCCGUGACCGGUUUGCUGCCGAAAGCCGUCAUCGACGUCGAAAGUGUUGCGAAAAUGCUCGAUCCGCCCUCAAGCGUCGCCAUGAUCGACGAUGCCCACGCGCAGUACAUGGCGACUGGCGACUGGGAACGCGCGGCGAGACUGCUAGUGCUUCACGGACACAUUGGCGAUGCACUCCGCCUUGUUGCCAAAGAAGGUAGCAAGCUUAGCCCCGUCUGGCUCGCCUACGCGCCAAUGGCCGGUAGCGACGUGUGGCGCGAAUUUACGGGCUUGUACGCCAAGCAGCUUCGCGACGCUCGCGCAUUUCAAGAUGCAGCGUUACACUACACCUCGGUUGGAGAUGUCCACGCUGCGAUCGAGUGUCUUUGUGAUGGCCAGUUGUGGCGCGACGCCCUCGCCCUCGUGCACCUGCGCUGCUCGCCGUUUGAUCCCGUGCGAACCGCCACGUACGAAGCUUUGGCGAGCCAUUUGCAGGCAACACACUCGGCCGAAGAAGCGGGGCAGGUGUACGUGCAUUUGAACCAGCCGGACCAAGCUCUCGCUUGCUUUCUCAAGGCCGCGUCGCCAUCGUCGUUUGAUGCCGCUGCGCGUCUCCCGCUGUCCAACUCAUUGGCCCUCGACUUGGCCAACCGGGCGAUGGUGCUUGGGUUCGACUCGGCCGUAGCGAUCCUUUUGGCGGCGCUGCCGCCCGAGUCGGACCCCACCGCGCAUCUUUUUUUGGCCUUCUAUCUGCGCUCAAAGUUGCCGCCAUCGAGUGUGAUGGUGUCGAACCAAGUGUUGGCCCACAGUCUCUUGGCCCAUCGACCCGAAGGCUUGCCACCGUUGUUGACAGAGCACUUGACUGACGGCAGUUGGUUCUGGGCCGCGCUCGAUGCGCCCGGUAUCGCGUUGCGCUUGCGCGACGCUGAUGAAGACGAAGUGCGCGAGUCGAUCGAAAAGACGUUUGGCGUCUACUUGCAGGCGGCGCCCAUCCAUGGCCGUCUGUUAACGCAUCUCGUGCGCAUCGGCACGGAUGUUGCGCAAGGCUGCCUUGUGAGUGCGUUCGAAACGUGGAGCACAACGUUGGCGUGGCUGCUUUCCACGACCGAGGGAUCCGAGCUCCUCGGCGCUUUUUGCCUCGUCUUUCCUCGCGGUGUGCAGCGCUCGCCCAUUGACGAUGGCGAGCUCGGUACGGAGUCCAGCGCCGCCCAAGAUCUCUGGGCGCUCUUCUUCUUGUAUCAGUGCAUCGCUCUCGCACGCGUCGUGCGGCUCGAGGCCAACACGGACCCGCUGGCCAGUCAAGAAGCGCUACUAUUUCUCAUCCAGUGGAUCAAUAACGAGCUGCCGGUCGAGCAACUCGAAGCCCUCGGCGCCGACGUGACCCGGCUGACGCGAACUGCGUCGAACGAGCUGUCGCUGCUGUAUCACCAACUCUUGGCAACGCCUGCUGGUGACAGCGCGGUUGGCGACGACACGCUCAGUGCCAGCGACCACGACGAUCCCCAAGGCUCCACACCGGACGCUGUUGACGAAUAG